CCCUGGAACUUACAUAAAGGGCCAAGUGAAGCCCAAGAGGUCACAGUGCUAUCUGUGCAGGGCUCGGAGCACCGGGCGAUCAAGACAUCAUGAGUUGGUCCUUACAUUCCAGGAGUUUAAUCCUCUGCCUCGCCAUCUUUUCAUUGCUGUCUACAACAGGCCUGGCAUACGUCGCUACCAGAGACAACUGCUGUAUUUUGGAUGAAAGAUUUGGCAGUUACUGUCCAACCACCUGCGGCAUUGCAGAUUUUCUGUCUACUUACCAAAUCGAGGUGGACAAAGACCUCCAGACAUUAGAAGACCUCUUAAAUGGAGCUGAAAACAGAACAACAGAAGCCAAAGAACUGAUCAAAGCCAUCCAACUCAGCUACAAUCCCGAUGAACCAGCAAAGCCAAAUACGAUAGAGAGUGCGACUCAGAAUUCCAAAAAGAUAUUAGAAGAAAUUAUGAAAUAUGAAGCACUGAUAUUAACACAUGACUCGAGUAUUCAAUUUUUGCAGGACAUAUAUAAUUCAAAUAAUCAAAAGAUCAAUAACCUGAAACAGAAGGUAGUUCAACUUGAACAACAGUGUCAAGAACCUUGCAAGGACACAGUACAAAUCCGUGAUACAACUGGAAAAGAUUGUCAAGAUAUUGCCAAUAAGGGAGCCAAAGAGAGUGGCCUUUACUUUAUCAAACCUUUGAAAGCUAAGCAGCAGUUCUUAGUCUACUGUGAAAUUGAUGGAUCUGGAAACGGAUGGACUGUGCUGCAGAAGAGGGUUGAUGGCAGUUUGGAUUUCAAGAAAAACUGGGUUCAGUAUAAAGAAGGAUUCGGACAUCUGUCUCCCACCGACACCACGGAGUUUUGGCUGGGAAAUGAGAAGAUUCACUUGAUAAGCACGCAGUCUGCAAUCCCGUACGCGCUGAGAAUACAACUCAAAGACUGGAGUGGCAGAACCAGUACCGCAGACUAUGCCAUGUUCAAGGUCGGACCUGAAGCUGACAAAUAUCGCCUGACCUAUGCCUAUUUUGUUGGUGGAGAUGCUGGUGAUGCCUUUGAUGGCUAUGAUUUUGGUGAUGAUCCUAGUGAUAAGUUCUUCACAUCCCAUAAUGGCAUGCAGUUCAGUACCUGGGACAAUGACAAUGAUAAGUUUGAAGGCAACUGUGCUGAACAGGAUGGAUCUGGUUGGUGGAUGAACAAGUGUCAUGCUGGCCACCUCAAUGGAAUUUAUUACCAAGGUGGCACUUAUUCAAAAGCAUCUACUCCUAAUGGUUAUGAUAAUGGCAUUAUUUGGGCCACUUGGAAGUCCCGCUGGUAUUCCAUGAAGGAAACCACCAUGAAGAUAAUUCCAUUCAACAGACUCACCAUUGGAGAAGGACAGCAACAUCACCUGGGGGGAGCCAAACAGGCUGGAGACGUUUAAAAGACCAUUUCAAAAGUGAUUUGCUUUUUUAAAGGACUUUAUCUGAACAGAGAAAUAUAUUUUUUCCUAUGGCACAAUGGACUUUGAAAGCCUCACUUCAUUUUAAGAGUAAAACCAACCCAUGUUGAAAACUCCAUUAUCAGUUUUAUUCUGGUGAUAAUUUAUCUACAUGCAUUUCAAUAAACAUUUUGUUUCCUAAGA
Messenger RNA from Castor canadensis (American beaver), 1604 nucleotides. RefSeq names its product fibrinogen gamma chain (gene Fgg). Gene Ontology annotation, molecular function: signaling receptor binding; protein-macromolecule adaptor activity; extracellular matrix structural constituent. The record is from RefSeq and is a predicted model, not a curated record. Gene Ontology annotation, biological process: positive regulation of heterotypic cell-cell adhesion; platelet activation; protein polymerization. Gene Ontology annotation, cellular component: fibrinogen complex. Lineage: Eukaryota; Metazoa; Chordata; Mammalia; Rodentia; Castoridae.